Messenger RNA from Bombus pascuorum, 1604 nucleotides. RefSeq names its product sodium channel protein Nach-like. Gene Ontology annotation, biological process: sodium ion transmembrane transport. Lineage: Eukaryota; Metazoa; Arthropoda; Insecta; Hymenoptera; Apidae. Gene Ontology annotation, cellular component: membrane. Bases 30 to 1439 code for a protein of 469 amino acids. The record is from RefSeq and is a predicted model, not a curated record. The transcript has 9 exons. Gene Ontology annotation, molecular function: ligand-gated sodium channel activity.
UUCAUUUCGAUAGAAUCGCAUGGGCAAUAAUGGUGGUCUCAUCCCUGUGCAUUGCAAUCGGAAUGCUGAAAGUUACUCUGAAUUAUUACCAGCAACAUUUAGUUCUCUCGGUCAUCGAAACGACCCAUCAUGGAAUAUGGAAUUAUCCGUUUCCAGCGGUUACGGUAUGCGAUAUGAAUCCCGUAUCUCUUCAAUUAACAAAAAAAUUCACCGACAACUUGACAUUUCCAUCGAGUCUGUCGAAGGAAUUUAUAGCUCGAGAAAUGAGAUUACUGAACGAAUUAUUAUAUCCUGGUAUAUACGGAUCACACGUUCGAAAUAAUCUUUCACGAUUGCAGAACAUUUUUGACAUGAAUAAGCUUUCAAUACCAACGAUCAUGAACUCGGUUACGCGAAAUUGUCAAAGUUUGUUGGAAUCGUGUAAGUGGAAAUCGAAGAUUGAAAACUGCAAUACCAUAUUUCGAUCAAGUAUCAGCCGUGAUGGAUUAUGUUGCAGCUUUAAUUAUAUUACUUACGAUUCGAUUAUGGAAAAUCCAAAUAUAAAACCACAUAAAAUGACAUCGUGUGGAUAUCAGAGUGGACUCAAUAUAUUGCUUAAUCUGGAUGUCGAAAAUAAUAAUGCCGAUAUUAUGGAAUCUACGGAAAUAAAGGUCAUGCUACACGAUCCUUACGAUUAUCCUGAUCAUAAUGCACCGAGUAAAUUGAUAAGCACCCAUGAAUAUUCGUUUUUGACUGUCCAACCUGUAGAAACUUAUUCGACCCUUGAUAUCAGAAAGCUAAAAUCCACCAUGAGAGAAUGCAUAUUUUAUGAUGAAGCAAAUACAAUGAUUGGUAACGAUUGGAACAGAAAUUUCGUCCCCGCAAGAUAUUCAUUCAUAAAUUGUCUAACGAACUGUCGAACAACUGUAAUUAAGAAAAAAUGUGGAUGCAUUCCAUAUUAUUAUCCGCAAAAUGAUACCAGAGUAUGCAAUUUAAGAGAUGUCGAAUGCCUAGAAACGUUUAAAUUUUGGUAUGAUACCUCUUGGCCAGGAACAGAUAUGUCGCCCAAAACUUUACAGCUUGUAGAAUUGGAUACUAAAGAAAGACCUUGUAAUUGUAAACCUGAUUGUAAUUUUUAUCGUUAUAUCAUGGAGAAUUCAGCAGGAAAUCUUGAUAAACGCGUUUAUUAUGAUGGUCUAACUUACACUACUUAUUCUAGCGGAGGUAAAACCUGGAAAAAUCAAAGUAUAAUUCAUAUAUUUUUUGGAGAUCUAGUAUCUAUUCAAUACCGACGGGAUAUGCAUUAUAGUUGGCGUCAUUUAUUCGCAACAUUUGGUGGUCUCUUAGGAGUCUUUGCUGGUUUUAGUUUCAUGUCUAUUUUUGAAAUUAUUUAUUUUUUUAUUAUUCGGGUUUUAACCGAUGCAUGUGUAAAAAGAAACACAAGAAACAAGUCAAACUAAAUAUCGACAAUUUUUUAGGUCAUGCAAGAUAUUAGGUUAUUAAGUAAACGUCAUUUUUUCUUUUUUUAUAAAAUAUAUAUAUAUAUAUAUAUAGAAUAUAUUAUUUUAUUGUUCUAUUUUAUUGGUUUUGUACAUUGAAGGCAAUAAUAUUGUCUUUCCUUUUUU